CAUUCUAUUUCUGUUCAGUAGGCAAGACCCUGGGAAGACUUUUUUUUCCUUUUUGCACAUAUCGUCUGAGAAACAGUUCAUUCAAAAAUGAUGUGCCCCUGGAAACGGUUCAUGAAGAUCGGAACUGUUAAAGAAAAAUUGUCUUGCCAUGAAAUCGACAUGAACAAUAAUCAGGACUUCGGAAAAACACACAGCAAAAUCAUAAAAGAAGCAAUCGAUUUCAAUGGCAAGAAGCAAACAAUGGCUGAACUCAAAUCUGUAUCGGAGAAAAGAUUUCCAGAAAACAUAAAGCAGUCGCAGAAAAGAGAAACCUGUCCUAAAUAUUUGAAGCUGAAGAAUUUUGAAAAUGGAACAAUCUUCCAAGACACUUUACACCUCAAAGCAAAGAAGAACCUAGGCUGCCAGUCUAAAAUAUGUCAGGGAUCCAUCAUGAACCCAAAGGUGUAUAUAAGAGGCCCCAGGACUGAGCCAGUGCCACAAGAUGAAAUUUUACUUCAAGCAAUUGAAUUUGUUAACCAGUACUACAGCUCCUUCAAAGAGCCUCAGAUAGAAAAUCACCUCAACAGGCUGGAAACUGUGGCCAAAGAAAUAGAAUGUACCGGCACCUACCAGCUAACUAAAGAUGAGCUUAUCUAUGCAACCAAGAUGGCUUGGAGAAAUGCUCCCCGGUGCAUUGGACGAAUACAGUGGUCCAACUUACAGGUUUUUGAUGCUCGUGACUGCAAGACAACCAAAGAAAUGUUUGAUCACCUAUGCCGUCACUUAAAUUACUCGUCAAAUGGAGGAAACAUAAGAUCUGCUAUUACCAUAUUUCCUCAGAGGACUGAUGGGAAACAUGAUUUCAGAGUGUGGAACAGUCAGCUUGUUCGUUAUGCCGGCUUUCAAAUGCCAGAUGGAUCAAUCCUUGGAGACCCAGCCAGUAUAGAAUUUACAGAGUUGUGUAUCCAUCUUGGAUGGAAGCCACAAUACAGUCGGUUUGAGAUCCUCCCUUUGGUGCUUCAGGCAAAUGGCCAAGAUCCAGAUUUGUUUGAGAUCCCCUCAGAUAUCAUCGAUGAAGUACCAAUAGAACACCCAAAGUAUGAGUGGUUCAAGGAACUUGGCCUGAGGUGGUAUACGUUACCUGCAGUUGCCAAUAUGCUUCUUGAAGUUGGAGGUAUAGAGUUCUCUGCUUGCCCAUUCAACGGCUGGUACAUGGGGACAGAAAUUGGCGUGCGGGAUUUCUGUGAUGUUCAGCGGUAUAAUGUGCUUGAGGAAGUAGGAAGGCGACUGGGUUUAGAGACACACAAACUGACUUCAUUGUGGAAAGACCAAGCUGCGAUUGAGCUCAAUAUUGCUGUUCUAUAUAGUUUUCAGAAACACAACGUGACCAUUAUGGAUCACCACUCUGCAGCGGAAUCCUUUAUGAAGCACCUGGAGAAUGAGUACCGGUUACGAGGAGGCUGCCCAGCUGACUGGGUUUGGCUUGUCCCCCCAAUGUCAGGCAGCAUUACACCAGUGUUUCACCAAGAAAUGCUGAAUUACAUUCUAAGCCCCUUUUAUUACUAUCAGAUUGAUGCUUGGAAAACUCACGUGUGGCAGGACGAAAACCGUAAGCCAAAGAAGAAGGAAUUCAAGUUUAGUGUAGUGGCAAAGUCUGUGCUAUUUGCUUCCUCACUCUUAAAGAAAACUGUGGCUGCCAGAACCAAAGUAACGAUCCUCUAUGCGACAGAAACUGGGAAAUCUGAAACAUUUGCAAAGAAACUGCAAGAAUUGUUCAGUUAUGCCUUCAAUGCCAAGGUUCUCUGUAUGGAUGACUAUAACAUCAGAAACUUGGAGAAUGAAACUCUUUUACUGGUGGUGACGAGCACUUUCGGAAACGGAGACUGCCCAGGAAACGGAGAGAAAUUUAAGAAAGCAAUGUUUUCUUACAAAGAGCUAAAGAACAAAUUAAGGUAUGCUGUUUUUGGCCUUGGAUCCAGCAUGUACCCGCAGUUCUGUGCAUUUGCUCAUACAGUAGACCAAAGACUGGCACAGCUUGGGGCCACGCAAAUCAGCAUUACUGGUGAAGGAGAUGAACUCAGUGGGCAGGAAGAGGCUUUCCUAAAUUGGGCAGUUCAAACAUUUAAGGCUGCAUGUGAACUAUUUAAAAUUCGAGACAGACACAAUAUUCAUUUACCUAAGUGUUACACCUCAACGGAAACCUGGAGUGCAGCAAAUUAUCGCCUUGUUAAUGAGAACCAACCAUAUGACCACAUCAAAGCACUCAAUAAAUUGCACUCCAGGAGCAUACUGCCAAUGAAACUGAAAUCUAGGCAGAACUUGCAAAGCCUCAAAUCCAGCCGUGCCACACUGCUUGUGAAGCUUUCCUAUGAGAACAGUCAGGAAGUACGAUAUAUGCCAGGAGAACAUGUUGGUUUGUUUGCUGGAAACCAUCCAGAGCUAGUAAUGAGCAUAAUUAGACAUCUGAAGGAUGCUCCGCCCGGCAAUCAACAUAUCCGACUGGAGACACGGACUGAGCAGGAUAACUUCUGGACAAUCAGUGAAAAAAUCCCUCCUUGCUCUUUGACACAAGCACUGACAUAUUUCCUAGACAUAACUACGCCACCGACGCAGCUUCUGCUGAAAAAACUCUCCCUGCUGGCGACCGAGGUCACGGAUAAAAACAGGCUGGAAGAGUUAAGCAAAAAUUCAGAUGAAUACAAUCAGUGGAAGAACCAUAACUUUCCUAACUUCCUGGAGGUACUAGAAGAGUUUCCAUCCCUACAUGUGCCUACAACAUUUGUGCUCACUCAGCUGCCACCUCUGAAACCCAGAUACUACUCUAUCAGUUCCUCAAAUGAUAUGGUGCCUGGGGAGGUCCAUCUCACUGUUGCUGUUGUGAACUACACAACAAGAGGUGGCCAGGGCCCAUUACAUCAUGGCGUCUGCAGCACAUGGCUAAACACUCUGAAUAUCAAUGAAACAGUUCCAUGCUUUAUUAGAAGCACCAACACAUUCCAUCUCCCAGAAAACCCAUCAGUUCCAUGUGUAUUGAUUGGCCCUGGAACAGGAAUUUCUCCAUUUAGAGGAUUUUGGCAGCAGCGACUCUAUGACCUAGAAAAGAAAGGAAUAAAGGCCGGGUCUAUGAUACUACUGUUUGGCUGCCAGCAAUCAGGGAUGGAUGAAAUUUAUGCAGACGAGACAAAAUAUAUGAAGAAUAAAGGCAUAUUGAAAGAUGUGUACACUGCAUAUUCCAGGCAGCCAGGACAAGCCAAGAUGUAUGUUCAAGAUAUUCUUCUAAAGAACUUGGAGAGUGAAGUGUGUCGGAUUUUGUUUGAAGAAGAAGGCCAUCUGUACGUGUGUGGAAACUUUGACAUGGCAAAGGAUGUUGUUCAGACCCUGAAACACUUGAUAGCCAAGAGGUUGAGACUAAACGAGGAAGAAACUGAAAAUUAUUUCUCUGAGCUGAAGAACAAAUUAAGAUAUCAUGAAGAUAUAUUUGGCCCUGCUCAUAGGCCUCAGCAUUCAAAAAAUGGAUACCAUUCUCUUGUGGCUCUUAGUACACCAGUCUAUACUGUACAUCAUAGGACUAAAAUUAUGAAAUAGGAAUACUAGAAUGGAAAAUAGUACAGGCUUGAUUCUGAGCACCUUCAUAUGUCUUCCUUUCCAUCUUUAUGCUUAUAAUCAAUGUGCAUCAGUAGCAUUUCAAAUCUGUUUUCCCUUGUGAAAAAUAGCUUAUAUACAACUAUCAUUAUUUAUAUUAUUAUUAUAAUAAUGAAGUUCUGGGUAAUGUGACAAUGUUUCAUUGUAUUGCACAGUAGAAAGGAGGCACUUCAGUGGUACUAAACCACAUCCAUUCAAGCGGAUGUACCAAACUAAAAGCUUAAUUGUAAAAGGCCAAAUAUAUCAACCCCCACAUUUAUUUUAACAGUGGUCUUAUGGGUGUUGUUCUUGGAGAUGUCUCCCUAAUAAAAGCUACAGAGGGGAGGAUCAACCUGUGAGAAUGAUGCUUUGGUUGAGAGACACUUUUCCCAAGAUAUGCAACUAAGCAGAGAGAUCCCAGCCUAUGACCAGAAAGAAAUAGUAUCCUAAGGGUUUUACCUUGACAUGGUAUGGUGGCCAGGCAAUUUUAUGAUCAUAAACUUGAACAGAGUGGAUUGUUGCUGCAAUCUGGGACCAAGAAAUGUGCACAUUUGCCAUUUGGGAGCCCUGUAUUUGUGUCAGCUAUGCUAGUUAAAGAUCAAGUUUUGUUUUCUCUAAAUAUUUAAGUUUUUUUCAAUAAAAAUCGAAUUUGUAGAGAUUUAUCAAGCCCCAAAGCAGCAAAAAAAUCCAAAGCUGAAAAUACUCAAGCGAAAAACCUGUCAAAUUCAUGUAAAAGUCAAUGGCAGAGGUCCCUUUAACCAUUUGAAAAUGGUUUUUUGCCUUCACAAUUUUUGAGUGUUUUGGGGUGUU
Xenopus laevis (African clawed frog) is the source of this 4410-nucleotide messenger RNA. It is a transcript of the gene nos2.L, whose product is annotated as nitric oxide synthase 2 L homeolog. The record is from RefSeq and is a predicted model, not a curated record. Bases 88 to 3564 code for a protein of 1158 amino acids. Gene Ontology annotation, molecular function: oxidoreductase activity; calmodulin binding; heme binding. Gene Ontology annotation, biological process: nitric oxide biosynthetic process. Gene Ontology annotation, cellular component: cytosol. NCBI's taxonomy places the organism in Eukaryota, Metazoa, Chordata, Amphibia, Anura, Pipidae. The transcript has 26 exons.